This is a messenger RNA of Williopsis jadinii, 667 nucleotides long. RefSeq names its product 60S ribosomal protein uL22 (gene RPL17B). Bases 33 to 587 code for a protein of 184 amino acids. The record is from RefSeq and is a predicted model, not a curated record. The transcript has a single exon. Gene Ontology annotation, cellular component: cytosolic large ribosomal subunit; ribosome. NCBI's taxonomy places the organism in Eukaryota, Fungi, Ascomycota, Saccharomycetes, Phaffomycetales, Wickerhamomycetaceae. Gene Ontology annotation, biological process: cytoplasmic translation. Gene Ontology annotation, molecular function: structural constituent of ribosome.
UGCUACCAAACCAGCACAACACAUAGAUCAAAAUGGUUCGUUACGGCGCCACCUCUACCGACCCAGCUAAGUCUGCCUCUGCUCGCGGUGCCUACCUCCGUGUUUCCUUCAAGAACACCCGUGAGACUGCUCAAGCCAUCAACGGUUGGCCAUUGGAGAAGGCUCAAAAGUACCUUGCCCAAGUUACUAAGCACGAGAGAGCCAUCCCAUUCAGACGUUUCAACUCUUCCAUUGGUCGUACUGCUCAAGGUAAGGAGUUCGGUGUCACCAAGGCUAGAUGGCCAGAAAAAUCUGUCAAGUUCAUCCAAGGUUUGUUGACCAACGCUGCUUCCAACGCUGACGCUAAGGGUUUGGACUUGUCAAAGCUGUACAUCUCUCACAUCCAAGUUAACCAAGCUCCAAAGCAAAGAAGAAGAACCUUCAGAGCUCACGGUAGAAUUAACGCUUACCAAUCUUCUCCAUCCCACAUUGAGUUGGUUUUGACCGAGAAGGAGGAGACCGUUGAGAAGGCCUCUGAGAAGACUGUUGCUAGAUUGAGCACUAGACAACAAGCUAGAUUGGCCUCCCAAAAGAGAAUCUCUGCUUAAACACUUGUGUUGAUUUAAUGUACAAAAAGAAUAUCAGGUUUUAAGGUUUUUAAUGUGGUGUUUUUCCCCUUGCAGUGUAG